AUGGCCGAGGUCAUGAAGCGCCGCAGUGGUCGCGAGAUACCAUGCUACACCCAAGAGCCCGAUUACACGCACAUCUCGAGACGAUUCCUCCAGAACCACGACUUCACGGUCCUCGACGGCGUUAAGGGGUUCCUCGAGGUCGACGACACGACGCUCGUCUUCACCUGCUCGCCCAACGUGCCGGUCAAGCAAAUCGUGGCCGAGCUGGCCAGGCCGGCCAUCAUCGUCUGGGACGCCGACAAAAUGCGGCUGCGCAGGGAGGCGCGUGGCGAGGCGGAAGCGCAGGUCGACGGAUUCGGCCAAGGCUCUGAGACACUGAGGUACGUUUCACAUCUCCCCUAG
Messenger RNA from Colletotrichum truncatum, 342 nucleotides. RefSeq lists its product as uncharacterized. NCBI's taxonomy places the organism in Eukaryota, Fungi, Ascomycota, Sordariomycetes, Glomerellales, Glomerellaceae. The record is from RefSeq and is a predicted model, not a curated record.